This is a messenger RNA of Ciona intestinalis (vase tunicate), 1078 nucleotides long. RefSeq lists its product as uncharacterized. Lineage: Eukaryota; Metazoa; Chordata; Ascidiacea; Phlebobranchia; Cionidae. The record is from RefSeq and is a predicted model, not a curated record.
UGUGCAGUUGUGUUAUAGUUUAGUGGAGUACAAUGAAGGUUAUAGUGGUAGGCUGCGCUAAAACUGGAACCAAAAGUUUGGCUGCCGCUUUAACCAAACUCGACUACCAAGUCUACGAUUUUUUGGAGCAUGCCUGUUACCAUGGCGACGAGUGGGAAAAGUUUUUCACUGGAAAAGGAAAAGCGGAAGAUUUCCGGAGGAUGUAUCAAGAUGUGGAUGUUGUUAUUGAUAAUCCGAUCCCGAUCUUCUGGGAGGAAAUAUUCUCAGUUUUCCCAGACGCGAAAGUAAUUCUGGCGGUUCGUGACAGCGAAGACGAGUGGUUUAAAAGCUGGGAAAAACAAAUGUCAAGAUCGAACAGUAACCUUACAAUAAAACUGAUACACCUGCUGUCACCUAACGGAAUUAAAUUUGGACGAUUUCGCCGGCAUAUCGAUCAUCAUUUUUUUGGUGGGAAACUCUCUUUUCCAUUCUCAAACGUCACAUGCAAUGAACACCUCACACGAACUCGUUACCGAAUGCACAACGUGUAUGUGCAGCAGAAAGUCCCGAAGGACCAGCUUCUAGUUUACAACAUUAAACAAGGUUGGGAACCUCUGUGUAAAUUCCUGGGCGUGGAAUCACCAGAUGAACAAAUUGCUCAUAAAAAUAAGGACGGUUCUUCAAUGGAGGAUUUUUUAAGGGAGCACCCGUUUAUGAUUCGGAUGAAAAAAGAAAUGAUUUUGUCAGCUAGCGUUCUAUCUGUUGUACUUUCGUUCGUGGGGUGCAAGAUAGUAAGCGCUUUGCGAAAAUAGACAAAAUAAUUAGGUAUUUUUUGAUUGCGAUUGAACCUAACUUAUCUUUAAAAACUGGAUCAACUCUAAGAGUUAUAAUUUGCGGCGAACUGUAUUCAAUGUCUUUUUGAACCUAUAUUGUUUCAGUUAGGCGUUUUUUUUUCGUAGGCCAACACUGCGUUUUCUGUACAAAUUAAUGCUACCGCGAAGUUGUGUUUUUUGCGGGCAAUUAUACAUUAUUAAGUAACCCAUUUGAAGCGAUUUAAAUUAAAAAGUGACCGAUGUCAGGCGAAUUCGGUUAAAUCAAA